This is a messenger RNA of Lodderomyces jiufengensis, 822 nucleotides long. Its product is annotated as putative signal sequence-binding GTPase. The coding region runs from base 1 to 822 and encodes 273 amino acids. The record is from RefSeq and is a predicted model, not a curated record. Lineage: Eukaryota; Fungi; Ascomycota; Pichiomycetes; Serinales; Debaryomycetaceae. The transcript has a single exon. Gene Ontology annotation, molecular function: GTPase activity.
AUGUCAAGAACAGGAGUAUUAGUAAUGGGUCCAGCUGGGGUUGGUAAAUCCACAUUCUGUAACUCAAUAAUAUCUCACAUGCAAUCAAUUGGAAGAAGAGCUCACAUUGUAAAUUUGGAUCCAGCAGCAGAACCAACAGAAUUUGAAUUCACAAUAGAUAUAAGAGACUUGAUUAGUUUACAAGAUGUAAUGGAAGAAAUGGAUUUAGGUCCUAAUGGUGGAUUAGUUUAUUGUUUUGAGUAUUUGUUACAAAAUUUAGAUUGGUUGGAUGAUGAAAUUGGUGAUUAUAAUGAUGAAUACCUAAUAUUUGACAUGCCUGGACAAAUCGAAUUGUAUACUCAUAUUCCAGUAAUGCCAACUAUAAUACAACACCUAAAGCAAGCUUUGAAUUUUAAUUUAUGUGCUUGUUACCUCUUAGAAUCACCUUUUAUUAUUGAUAGUUCUAAAUUUUUUAGUGGGACAUUAUCUGCAAUGAGUGCAAUGAUUUUACUUGAAUUACCACAUAUUAAUAUUUUAUCGAAAGUAGAUUUAAUCAAAGAUGAAGUAUCACAAAAGAAACUUAAACAAUUUUUAAAUCCAGAUCCUUAUUUAUUAGCAAAAGAAGAAGAUGAAAUUAAUCCAAAAUAUAAAAAAUUAACUACUGCAAUAGCUAAUUUAAUAGAUGAUUUUGGUAUGGUUCAAUAUUUACCACUUGAUUGUUCAAAAGAUAGUAAAAGUGUUGAACAUAUUUUGAGUUAUAUCGAUGAUGUUACUCAAUGGAGUGAAGCUCAAGAACCUAAAGAGCCUAAUGAUCAAUUGGAAAUUCCCGAUGAAGCUUUUUGA